UCUUUGCGCUCGCCACGCGUAUUUCACUAUCAGUCCCCAUCAACUGCUCGCAAAUCAAAACCCUAGGCAAACGAAAACCCUGUUAGAUACACAAAGAGAGAGAGAGAGAGAGAGAGAGAGUUGUCAGAUCGUAAUCGUCGUGGGUUGUUGUAUACAUCUACACAAUUCUCUGCGCUUUCAAUCAAUCCCCCCACGAUUACCGACCUCUCUCCUUAGUCAUGUUCAAGUCCUUCUGGGGUUCUCAAGAGCAGGAAGCUCAACCACACCCGCAAGAGAUUCCUACAAAUUCAUGGUAUCCUCCGUCUGUACUUAGCUCUUCAAGUUCAUCCCGCCCCGCAACACCUAGUAGCAGCGCUUCUAAUAGCUUCAAUCUGCAAAGGCCUGCAGAUCGGCCACAGUCACCGUCUCAUGUUGCGCCUGCUGAAGCUGCAGGCAUUAUUGUUCUAUUAAAGGAUAAGAGCAUGGAUGAGUUACGGAAGCUUUUAUCCGACAAAGAUGCAUACAACCAAUUCUUUCUCUCACUCGAUCAGGUUAAAAUUCAAAACAAUCUGAGAGAUGAACUUCGAAAGGAGACUUUGCAGCUUGCCAGGGAUAAUUUGGAGAAAGAACCGCGCAUAAUGGAACUGCGGAAUCAGUGCAAAAUCAUUCGGACAACUGAAUUGGCUGCUGCUCAAGAGAAGUUAAAUGAGCUGGAGAGGCAAAAAGAAGAGACCCUGAAGUUUUACUCUCCAAAAUCCCUGCUCAAUCGGCUUCAAGAAGCAAUGAAUAAGACAGACGAGGAAUCUGAGAUCCUGCACAGGCAGCUUCUUGAGAGGGAGAUCGAUGUAGGAGUUUUUGUGCAGAAAUACAAGAAGCUACGUGGCACUUACCACAGGCGUGCUCUCACCCAUCUCGCCGCCAAGAUGUCAUUAUCUGGAUGAAUGUGCAGAUCAUUAUAAGAGAUCUUCUAUUUUUAAGGAGCAGUUCUAUGAAUCCCGACAUGAACCAGAAAUUGCCCAGAAUUUGAAAUCAAAGGUCCAAAUUCAUUGAUGAUAUGGUUCCGCACAUACAAUUUUGAUUUUACACCAUAGAUUUAGCAUUCCGGAUUUGGUUAUCAUGAUCCAUAGACUUUUUUGUUUUUAAAUCUUUGUUCAAAUGUAUUUUCUGUUAGAGCUGAGUAAGGAAUUUGUAAAAACUGCAAUCGAUCUGGUCCAGGCUAAUUCGGUAGAUUUGAAUUGGUUUUUUAAAUCCAUGGUUCAAUUUUGGAUUGAAAAUUUGAGGAACCGUGGUUCGUGGAUCGGUUCUGGAUUAUACUUCAUGGUUUUGGAUUGGAAUUGAUAAGGAUCAUAUGCAACUUAGACUAUAUUCA
Molecule: messenger RNA, 1348 nt
Organism: Camellia sinensis
Lineage: Eukaryota; Viridiplantae; Streptophyta; Magnoliopsida; Ericales; Theaceae
Product: vacuolar protein-sorting-associated protein 37 homolog 1
Biological process (GO): protein targeting to membrane; protein targeting to vacuole; ubiquitin-dependent protein catabolic process via the multivesicular body sorting pathway
Cellular component (GO): ESCRT I complex
Source: RefSeq, a predicted model, not a curated record